UGCGUGUCUUCGGACCAUUUCAACAUCGCUCAGCUAACAACAAACGAGCCGCUGAGAUGCGCAGCACCAAUCUGUCACCCGCAACUGUGGUUUUCCACCAAUCUCUCUAGCUGGGUUUUGAACGCACGCGCAUUUCUGAUAACACGAUCAUUACUCGGCCACGGCCACGAUGGAGUCUUCGCGCAAGGAUGAGGAGGCCACCAUCAAGGUCGCCUCGACCGGAAAAUCAGUUACACCAUCGCGGCCGCAGUCGUUCGGCAGAAUUAAACUGAGGAAAGCCCCGCCAAAACAGGCUAAGCCUGGCAAUUGGAAAGAGGCCAACGUCCUCGAAGACGACAAGAAGAAAUCCAAAGACCAUGCAAUCACCGCUGCGUCGCCCAAUCCCGUCAUCAACCAGCUCGACGACCCUUCGCGCGAGACCUUCGACACCGGCCGGCCCCUCGAAGACAUACCCGACAUGUUUCAGUGCAAGCACUGCAAGAAAGGAAUUACCCGGGUUGCCGCUAAGGAUCACAUCGCCCAGUGUUUGAGAAUCAAGAAGGAGAAGGCGCAGCGCAAGAAGGAGGCCCGCGAGGCCCGAGAGCGGCUGAAGGAGGCUGCCCGGGAGGAGGAGGCCCGCAAGGCCGAAGGGGACGCUGCCCGCCGGGGCGACGACGAUAGCGACGACGAUGACGAGGCCAAAGACGGCAGCGCCGGGAAGACGGCCGGCAAGGCCAAGAAGACCAACGUAUCUGGCAAGAAGAGGAAGGCCGAGGGUGAGCUCGACAAGGGAAAGGCCAAGAAGAAGAAGGACGAGCCGAAGCCCAAGACUGCGAAACCCAAGGGACCUGUCGAUGUCGAGAGGCAGUGUGGCGUGCUGCUACCGAACGGCCAGCCGUGUGCCAGGUCUCUGACAUGCAAGAGCCACAGCAUGAGCGCCAAGCGAGCUGUGCCGGGCCGGUCGCUGCCAUACGACAUGCUUCUGGCUGCAUACCAGAAGAAGAACCAGGCCAAGCAGCAAAAGGCCGCCAUUGACGCCAACGCGCCACUGGAGGACGAGGAUGAGGCCAACCAAGCGGCAGUUGAUAGCGAUGAGGAGACGGCCGCCGUCAUGGCAGCCCUGGCGCACUGGAACCCGCAGCCCGUCGUGCCACAGCCCGUAUUCGCCCCGACCAAACGCCAGUAUCAACUCGCACGGCUGCACGAGCAAUUACAAACCGCGACCAACGGCGGCCGCGUCAACAUCUUCAAGGUGGCCGGCUACGACGCCCAGCGUCUCACUGAGGCUCACCUAGGUCUGUUCGAAUACGAUGACGCACCGGGUGAGCCGGACCCGGCCGUAAUGGGCGCCGAUUUCUCGCGGCGCUCGUCCAGUUUCGGCCUCGGGGGUCCACCGCAACGGCAGCCGUCGGUGACGGGUCGAGCAUAGAAUGCUCGAUCGUACAGCGUGCCGACCGCCUGGCUGUUUCAGCGCCCCCAGAAAACUGCUGGGGCAGCUGCUCCAUCCCCGCUGCGCGUUCCCAUCCCCGGCUCGAGUAGCCAGGUGCUGCCCACCGCGCAGGCGCUGGGGACGUGGUUCGCGGUGAACGUUGCGAGGUCGCAGCAGCGGCAACAAUUACAACAGCAACAAGA
This is a messenger RNA of Parathielavia appendiculata, 1611 nucleotides long. RefSeq names its product SCA7-domain-containing protein. The record is from RefSeq and is a predicted model, not a curated record. Gene Ontology annotation, cellular component: SAGA complex. Lineage: Eukaryota; Fungi; Ascomycota; Sordariomycetes; Sordariales; Chaetomiaceae. The coding region runs from base 170 to 1408 and encodes 412 amino acids. Gene Ontology annotation, biological process: regulation of transcription by RNA polymerase II; regulatory ncRNA-mediated heterochromatin formation; RITS complex assembly. The transcript has 3 exons.